This is a messenger RNA of Polistes canadensis, 1477 nucleotides long. RefSeq names its product odorant receptor Or1-like. Gene Ontology annotation, cellular component: plasma membrane. The transcript has 2 exons. Gene Ontology annotation, biological process: detection of chemical stimulus involved in sensory perception of smell; sensory perception of smell. Gene Ontology annotation, molecular function: odorant binding; olfactory receptor activity. The record is from RefSeq and is a predicted model, not a curated record. Lineage: Eukaryota; Metazoa; Arthropoda; Insecta; Hymenoptera; Vespidae. Bases 1 to 834 code for a protein of 277 amino acids.
AUGAAUGAAUACGAUGUAGAAAAACCAAUGUUACGUCGGAUCGAACCAAAUUUUCAUUUAAAAGUAAGCCUAUCAAUUAUUUAUUAUAUGGGAACUUGGCCACCUCAAGGAAAAUAUCGUUCAUUGUAUAUCAUUUGUACGAUAUGCAGUUUCACGUUUAUGUUAGGUAUUUUUUUGUUAACCGAAAUAGCUAAUAUUAUAUUGAGUUUGAACGAUGUAGGAAGAUUAGUUGCUGGAGCAACUCUUCUUAUGACUAAUUGUACUCAUGCAUAUAAGAUAAUAAUAAUUCUUCAUCGGCAAAAACGUAUACGAAAUCUUUUAAAUAUAAUAAAAAAUGAUAUAUUUGCACGAAACGAUAUUAAUUACGGAGAUACGGUAACUCGUUAUACUUGGCAAGGAAUUUUUCAUCAUAUAGCUUAUCAAAGUUUUGGUACAGUGGCUGUACUAUGUUGGGGUUUUACACCCAUUGCAGAUCUUAUUGCUGGAAGAUCAAGAAGAUUACCAAUGGAAGGUUGGUAUCCUUACAACGUGACUGUUACUCCAGCUUUUGAAAUCACUUCAUUACAUCAGGCAGUGGCUAUCUUCGUUGCUUGUUUUCAUAAUGUAGCUAUGGAUACUUUAGUUACUGGGCUUAUAACUGUUGCAUGUUGUCAACUUUCAAUAUUGUGUCAGACCGUAGCUUCGAUAAAAAAUUAUCAAGAAGAAAAACAAAUUAAUAUUGUAAAAAACGUGAACGAUUGUUUUGAUGAACAAAAAAUUCUUUACGAUGUUCCGUACGAAAUGUUAAAGAAAUGCGUUAUUCAUAAUAACAUUAUAUUCAGGUUUGUGCGUUAACUAAUUUUAUUUAACAAAAAUUAUAUUUUAAUUAUAUUAACCAUUUGCGAAAGAGUAUCUGCAAAUAAUUAUCCAAAUCUGUUUAGCUUUGCGAACGCGAAGUAUACAACAGCUAGUGUACAUCUAUCUUUCUAAGCGAUAAAAUACGCAUCGGUAUAGUAUACUAAACAGCAUUACGUUUCCUUUAAAAAGAAAUCAAAAAUUUGGACAACUAUUUGUCGACACUCGUCCGCAAAAAUACGAUUUAAUUAUUAAUGUUACAUAUAUUUCUCUCAUAUUAUAUAUGCAGUUUCAUUAAAGAGAUACAGAAUAUUUUUGGUACAAUGAUCCUCUUACAAUUUUUCGUCAAUUGUAUCAUCAUCUGUUUGAUAGCUUUUAACAUUUCGCAGGUACAUUUUUUAUUUUAUCCGAAUAAUCGUCGAUAUUAUUAUAAUAAUAUUAUGAUUUGAAUUGAUUAAUCGAUUACAGAUGAGAGUAUAUAUUCCAGCUAUUCUUUUUGGUAUGCUCAUGUAUAUGUGUUGCAUGACUUAUCAAAUUUUUAUAUACUGUUGGCACGGUAAUGAGUUGCAAUUACAUGCAAGUAUCAUUUUGUAUUAUUUAUUUACCGUUGAUAAUUUAAAAUUUAGAGUUUUAUAAAAAAUUA